Messenger RNA from Engraulis encrasicolus (European anchovy), 3690 nucleotides. It is a transcript of the gene itga3b, whose product is annotated as integrin, alpha 3b. Bases 358 to 3501 code for a protein of 1047 amino acids. Gene Ontology annotation, cellular component: external side of plasma membrane; integrin complex. The transcript has 26 exons. NCBI's taxonomy places the organism in Eukaryota, Metazoa, Chordata, Actinopteri, Clupeiformes, Engraulidae. The record is from RefSeq and is a predicted model, not a curated record. Gene Ontology annotation, biological process: cell-matrix adhesion; integrin-mediated signaling pathway; leukocyte migration. Gene Ontology annotation, molecular function: integrin binding.
AUUGCGACCUGCUUUAUAUCUGAGUAGCUUACUGCAGCUGUAUAUUCCGGUGGUAACCGUGCCAUGCCAUUCAAUAUUUAUGUCUGUUGUAGUUGUAGCAGCCGCAUGUCCCGGAAGGAGCCGUAAAAAAACUACUCGUCGCUGCAGGUUGGAAUUCACAGUCUCAUCGGAAGGAGCCUGCAGGGGUGUGGAGGACAGGAGAGGGAGAGGAGGAACGAACACCUAGACACUCUUCUUCCGAGUGAAAGGAGUUGGACGUUUUUUUGCCCCAUGGAGUGCAUGUAGCCUUGUAAAGCCUAUUCGACUGGAUCGUAGAGGUGGAAUCCCUUUUGUAGACUUUCAACGGGGGAUAAAAACAUGGCUCCAAGUACAUUGCACUUGUGCCUUUUGGCAGCAUUUGCCACCUUACAGACUGGCUGCGGAUUUAACAUUGAUGUCCGAUUUCCCGUGAUCAAGGAGGGCAAGACCAAAGGCAGUUUAUUUGGAUUUUCCGUGGCGCAACACAGCCAGACGCAAAACUCGAAACAAUACCUCCUGCUGGUGGGGGCCCCUAAGGAGCGUGCGCACCCCCAGGUGGUGAAGGUGAAUGAGACGGGGGCCGUCUACUCCUGCCCCAUCAGCCUGAACCCCACAGACUGCAGCCGCAUGGACCUCGUCAGCAGCACGGACUCCAAUGAAAUUGUGGAGGGCAUGUGGCUGGGGGUGACUGUGGCCAGCCAAAGGAGACUGGCGGAGGGCCGCGUGCUGGCGUGCGGCCACCGCUACGUGAAGCUGGUGAGCGGCGGCAUCGAGGGCCAGCGCAGCAUGGUGGGCAAGUGCUUCGUGCGCAGCAACGACCUGACCUUUGACCCCCUCGACGACUGGCAGACGCACACGUACGAGGCCUGCAACCCCAACGAGGACCACAACCAGGAGGGGCUCUGCAACAUGGGCAUCGCCGCGGGCAUGACCGAGACCGACGUCUAUAUGGGGGCACCGGGAAGUUACACAUGGCAAGGUAACGUGCAUGUGACGUGGCGGGACCCCAACCCCCUGAACUCCUGGGACUUUAUCGACAAGGACAUUGGCAAGCAAGACAGAAAGAGUUACAACUACAUGGGAUACUCAGUGCUUGAGGAGAAGAAACUUCUGAGUCGUGACGAGGACACGUUGGUGACAGGGGCGCCGCGAGAGGCGGACAACGGCACGGUGACCUUGGCCAAGAUGGAGGGCACCAAGUUGAUCCCCGUGACGACCCUCAUCGGCGAGCAGCUGGGCUCCUACUUUGGCAGCAGCAUAGCCGUCACAGACCUCAACAACGACGACUGGAACGACCUGAUAGUCGGUGCUCCGAACUACUUCGACCGCAAAGACUAUAAAGGCGGGGCGGUGUACGUCUACAUGAACGAGAACGGAAGCUUCCAGAAGAAGCCCAGCAUGUCGCUUUAUCAGGCUGCACACUCUGCUUUCGGCACGGCCGUGGCGGCCAUUGGGGACGUCAACCAGGAUGGAUUCCAGGACUUUGCAGUAGGUGCUCCCUUUGAAGGGUCGGGAAAGGUGUACAUAUGGAUGGGCAGUAUGAAGGGGAUCUUAACAGAGCCAAGCCAGGUGAUCGAGGGUACGUCUGUAGACAGUAGUGGCUUCAAGACGUUUGGCUACUCUCUGAGUGGCGGGCUGGACAUGGAUGAUAACAUGUACCCAGACAUACUCGUCGGCUCUUUGGAUGACCGCGUUGCCCUCUUGAGAGCACGUCCAGUGGUCCAUUUGUCCACAGAGUUCGAUGUGGAGCCAAAGAUUGUUGACCCCAGCCAGUGUGGAGACCCUUGCAUAAAGGUGAAGGUGUGUUUCUCGUUCACCCUCAGCAAUGGAAAGAAGGACUUCAAGCGGGACAUCACUGUAAACUAUGUUCUGGAGGCGGAUGCUGAGCGCAGGCUCCCGCGUGUGCGCUUCGUGAAAAAUGGGAAGGACACCAUCCCAGACGGCAAGGUGUCCCUCUCAUCACGCGUCUGUGAGGAGUACGGACUCAGCGUCAUAGAGCCUGUGGUGGACAAGCUUCCACCGGUGGUGUUCUCCCUGAACAUCUCCCUGCAUGAGCAGAAGGCCAAGGUCCGCAAGUCACUACAGAACCUGGACGCCUUCCCCAUCCUCAGCAACAAGCAGAUCCGCACGGAGAAGACUGAGAUCAACUUCCAGAAAGAUUGUGGCGCCGACAAUCGCUGCACAAGCAACUUGCAACUGACGGCCACAGUCGCCGAUGAGAAUUUCCGCCCUUUCCCACGGGAUGGCAGUGAGCAGGUGAUGGAGUUCAACAGCAACGUGAAGAAGGUGGUGCUGCAGGUGGUGGUGACCAACUACCCGGAGGGGGGCCGCGAGGCCGAGGACGCCCACCAGGCCAAACUCAACAUCACCUUCCCCCCCUCGCUGCUCUACUCCGGCAUACGCGCGGACCAUGUUGAUUGUGAAGCAGACCCGAACUCCUUGACAUCCUACAUCUGUGAGCUGGGUAAUCCAGUAAGGAGUAACGAGAAGGUAGAAUUGUCGGUCAUAUUUGAGACGGCAGGGAUCAACCUCUUCACAGAGAAGCUUGAAUACCUGCUUCAGCUAGACACCUUGAGUUUUCAGUCAGACUUGGAGCCAGUAGCUGUUCCUGUCCGGGUUGAGAACACCAUCCUUGCCUCUUUCUCCAUUGAGAAGCCCAUCGUGCACACGUCCUUCAGUGGGACGGUGAUGGGGGAGUCGGCCAUGAACAGUAGCAGUGAUGUGGGCAGCCUGGUGGAGUACAAGCUCAAGGUUGGGGUGAAUGGGGAGCCACUGGGCAGCAUGGGGACCCUGGUGCUGGAGUUUGAGUGGCCAUUCGAGGUGACCAAUGGGAAGUGGCUGCUCUACCUGACCGAGAUCGUUACCAAGGGAACAGAGGACACGCACUGUGUACCGCCGGGAGAUGUGGUGAACAUGCUCAACCUUACGUUGUCUGAGGAGCGCUCCAGGCGCCAGAGGAGGGAUGCCCAGUACGAGCCCCCAGUGGAGGCUGCCAUCUCCAUCCUGGGACCCCGCAAGGAGACCUUCCUGCUGGAAUGUUCUAAAGGGUCAGCUCGCUGUGUGACCUUCUCCUGCCCUCUACGCAACAUGUCCACCUAUGCAGAGGUCAUCGUCAGGGCACGCGUCUGGAACGGAACCAUGUUGGAGGAUUAUAUCAAUGCUGAUAGAGUCACAGUGAGAGGGGAGGUACGCCUACGACUACAGACUGAUAAGCCCACCAUCAAGAUGGAUGAUCAGGACAAUAUGUUCACGCUACACAUCGACCCGGAGAUUGGGGAGGAGAUUCCGUACGAGGUUCCCUUCUGGAUCUUCAUCAUCGCUGGAGCGGCGGGAAUGCUCCUACUGGGCAUCAUCAUCCUCAUCCUAUACAAGUGCGGUUUCUUCAAGAGGGCGAGUCGACGCGAGAUGUACGAAGCCAAAUCCCAGAAAGCCGAGAUUAAAAUCCAACCCUCGGAGACAGAGAGGCUGACGGAUGACUACUAAGGCCCCCCUCCCGAAACAAAUAAAAUAAGCAAACAAACAAAGAAACAACAACAAUGGGAGGGGGGCUUUCCCCAUGGCACAUGUUUCUCAGGUUCCUCGUGUGGCUUCUUCAAGAGGGCCGUCUACUACAGGAUAAUGCCAAAGUACAAAGGGGUGAAGAUCCGCAAGGAGGAGCGCUACAAGUUCAAG